Messenger RNA from Diceros bicornis minor, 966 nucleotides. RefSeq names its product olfactory receptor 56B34-like. The transcript has a single exon. Gene Ontology annotation, cellular component: membrane. Gene Ontology annotation, biological process: G protein-coupled receptor signaling pathway. Bases 1 to 966 code for a protein of 321 amino acids. Gene Ontology annotation, molecular function: olfactory receptor activity; G protein-coupled receptor activity. The record is from RefSeq and is a predicted model, not a curated record. NCBI's taxonomy places the organism in Eukaryota, Metazoa, Chordata, Mammalia, Perissodactyla, Rhinocerotidae.
AUGGAUAUCUCCCAGACUAUAACCAAUAGCUCAAGACUUCAAGUGUCCGAGUUCAUCCUGAUGGGUUUCCCAGGCAUUCAUGAGUGGCAACACUGGCUCUCCUUGCCCCUGGCUCUGAUCUACCUCUUAGCUCUUGGUGCCAAUCUCCUCAUCGUGAUCACCAUUCACCAUGAGCUUAACCUGCACCAGCCAAUAUAUCAGUUCCUUAGUAUCCUGGCUGUAGUGGACAUUGGCUUGGCUACUACCAUCAUGCCCAAGAUCCUGGCUAUUUCCUGGUUUGAUGCCAAAGCCAUCAGCCUCCCUGAGUGUUUUGCUCAGAUCUAUGCCAUCAACUCUUUUAUGGCCAUGGAGUCAGGCAUUUUCCUCUGCAUGGCUGUGGAUAGAUACAUAGCCAUUUGCUAUCCCCUUCAGUACUCCUCCACAGUCAAUGAAGCUUUUGUGAUCAAAGUCACACUGUCCAUGGUACUCAGGAAUUGCCUGUUGACCAUGCCAUUGCCUGUACUGGCUGCCCAGCGACAUUACUGCUCCAAGAAUGAGAUUGACCACUGCCUGUGCUCUAACUUGGGGGUCACUAGUCUGGCUUGUGAUGACAUCUCUAUUAAUAGGUUUUACCACUUGUCCUUGGCCUGGGUUAUGGUUGGGAGUGACAUGGGUCUGGUCUUUGCUUCCUACGGUUUGAUCAUUCGCUCAGUGCUGAGGCUGAACUCUGCUGAAGCAACAUCUAAGGCCCUGAAUACCUGCAGCUCCCAUCUCAUUCUCAUUCUCUUUUUCUACACAGCCAUUAUUGUAGUAUCUGUCACCCAUCUGGCAGGAAGAAAGGUUCCCUUCAUCCCUGUUGUCCUCAAUGUGCUGCACAGUGUCAUUCCCCCAGCCCUUAACCCCAUGGUGUAUGCCCUUAGGACCCAGGAGCUGAGAGUGGGCUUCAGGAGGGUGCUUGGUUUGGGUGAUAAUGUGGUCAGGAAGUGA